Anopheles bellator is the source of this 1737-nucleotide messenger RNA. Its product is annotated as probable cytochrome P450 9f2. The coding region runs from base 1 to 1635 and encodes 544 amino acids. The transcript has 3 exons. The record is from RefSeq and is a predicted model, not a curated record. Lineage: Eukaryota; Metazoa; Arthropoda; Insecta; Diptera; Culicidae. Gene Ontology annotation, molecular function: iron ion binding; monooxygenase activity; oxidoreductase activity, acting on paired donors, with incorporation or reduction of molecular oxygen.
AUGGAGAUCAGCCUACUGACGCUGGGGCUGGUGGUGGGCGCCCUGGUGAUGGCGUACCGGUUUUUCACCAAAAACUACUUCUAUUUCGCGAACAAGCCCAUACAGUUUCUGAAGCCCUCGUUCCCGUUCGGUAACCAGGGUGCGCUGAUGAUGGGGAAGGUCACAAUAUUCCAGCACGGCCGCGUGUUGUACGAAGCGUUCCCCAAUGCCAGAGUCUUCGGCAUGUUCCACCUCCGCCAGCCGGUAUACUUAGUGCGGGAUCCGGAAAUGAUCAAACAAAUAACGGUAAAGGAUUUCGACCAUUUUGUCGACCACAUGGCCACCGGUUUGGACGAUAACACUAACGAGGAGAUGUUGCUGCCGAAUUCGCUCAUCUCACUGCGUGGCCAGAAGUGGCGAGAUAUGCGGGCCACCCUCAGCCCGGCGUUCACCGGCAGCAAGAUGCGCAUCAUGUUCGGUCUGAUCGCCGAGUGUGCUCACUCAAUGAUGGCCCACUUCUGCGAGGAAGAAACCAAGGCACGAGCCAACGGCCACGCUGGGCUACAGCUGGAGAUGAAGGACGUGAUGAGCCGGUUCGCUAAUGACGUCAUCGGGACGGCCGCGUUCGGCAUCAAGGUGGACUCGUUCCGUGAUCCGCAGAACGAGUUCAUCAGCAUGGCCCGCUCGAUCACGAACCAGGAGAACCUGUGGAAGGCGGUGAAGCUACUCGGCUUUACCUUCUUCCCGAAGCUAAUGUCCCGGCUGAAUAUCGACUUCCUGUCGAAGGAGGAAGAUCGGUUCUUCCGCGGGACCAUCACGGAGACGAUGCGCGUGCGCGACGAACAGCAGAUCUUCCGGCCGGACAUGAUCGAGCUGCUGAUGCAGGCGAAAAAGGGCAGCCUCAAGCACCAGCAGGCGGACGAGCCGCAGGUGGCGGCGGAAGGAUUUGCGACGGUCGAGGAGUCGCAGAUUGGCCGCCGGGCCCAUGAUCGCCGCUGGACCGACAGCGAGCUAGUGGCGCAGGCUUUCAUUUUCUUCUUCGCAGGCUACGAAACCAUCUCCUGGACUAUUUCGUUCGCCCUGUACGAGCUGGCGAUCGCCGAGGACAUCCAGCAGAAGUUGUUCCUAGAGCUGAGGGAAGCGGAAUCAUCGCUGGGCGACGGAGGUGAGGAUAUUUCCUACGAAAAGUUACAAUCCCUACGCUACCUGGACAUGGUCGUGUCGGAGACGCUACGCAAGUGGCCCAUCGGCACGCUCCUGAACCGGGAGUGCGUGCGGGACUACGAGUACGACGAUGGCAACGGAACCAAGUUCACCAUCGAGAAGGGUAUGGCGGUGUUCAUCUCCGUCAUCGGUAUGCACUUCGAUCCGAAGUACUACACCGAUCCGGAGCGAUUCGAUCCGGAGCGGUUCAGCGAGGAGAACCGCAAAAACAUCCAGCCCGGCACUUACAUACCGUUCGGUGUUGGACCCCGGAACUGCAUCGGAUCCCGAUUCGCGCUGAUGGAAGUGAAGGCAGUCCUGUACUAUCUGCUAAAGCAGUUCCGGGUGGUUCCGUGUGCCAGGACGCAGAUUCCUUUGCAGUUGAAAAAGUCGGCCACACAGUUUGCCACCGAACAUGGCGUAUGGCUUGAGUUCCAGUCCCGAGCGUCGUGAAGACGAACAAAUAGAAUCUUAGUAACCGUCAGAAGAAGUAUCUAUCUUUAUCACCAAGUUAGGAUUUUAGAAGAUAAUCAGACAAUAAAGGAACCCACACAC